CUGUAGGUGUGGAUUGAUUUUAUUUUUCAAUAGAGAUAUUCCAGUAGAAAGUAGUUGGCUAAUUUAAGUUUGAAAAGUAGGAAAUUCUGCAGCCGGGUUAAUGGCGGGUAGUUUGGCGCAGUUGGUCGCCUCGCCGGCGGACCUGGUGAAGGUGCAGAUGCAGGCUGAAGGUCGACGGGUGCUACAGGGCCUCCCGCCACGGUGCACCAACCUCAAGCAGGCGUACGCUAAGAUCUAUACGGAAAGUGGUCUGCUUGGUUUCUUUAGAGGAUCGUUGCCAAAUAUGCAAAGGGCGGCACUAGUCAACAUGGGGGAUCUAGCAGCCUACGACUAUACUAAGAAGCUGUUAAUAAACGAUUUUGGGAUGCCAGACAGUACUUCAGUACAUGCGUGUGCGGCACUUAUUGCCGGCUUAACAGCUGCCAUUCUGGGCACUCCAGCGGACUUGAUUAAAACGAGGCUUAUGAACCAACCCGUUGGACCCAAUGGCAGGGGCUUACGUUACGCGGGCAUGGUAGACUGCUUUCGGCAGUCCGUGAAGAACGAAGGUAUAUUAUCCCUAUAUAACGGAUUUAUCCCAAAUUGGUUGCGAAUGGGCCCGUGGGCGCUGAUCAACUGGGUGGUGUUCGAGAACAUUAUGAUUGCUGUAGGGGAGAAGACUUUUUAGGGUGUGGACUUGCUCACAGUACGUCUUGGAGUAUGCUGACUUGCUUCAGCUUUGUACCAAUAAGUUGGAUAGGCACGAAUUAGUGUAAGUUGAGAGGGAUAUCCGUGUACAUUGUCAUUGCGGUCAACGUGAGUCACAUUUUGCAAAAAAUACUGUACCACAUCCUAGCUACUUCAAUUUGGGCAUCCGCCUUAACGGUUGUAGAUAGCGUUUUCAUAUUACUUAUAGAAUAUUUUUAUAAUAGUAGAUGCAUGCAUGGAAGUACGAGUCGAUGGCAGACUUAUGUAGUACUCUCUCAGUAUUUGGCUGCGGAAAUAGCAUUGUCAGUAGCCAGAAUCAAGUCCGGAUGGCAGGGCAAGAAGGACAAGACAUGAGGUGGUCCAUGAUUUGAGGAACAGUUCCACACUCACACUCCAAGUUGGAAUUUCCUAUGAAUCCCUGGACGAGUUUUCCUUACUCCGGUCCACCUGGAUCCAAAGCCUAUUAAGAGAUUUCCAGGUUGCCCAUGGUAACUUGAAUCCAGGAGGGAGAUUUUCAGCAAAUGGAUCGUAGGGUCCAGGAAAGGAGACUUUGCCGCCCAGUGAUGUGCCCCCAGUGGUGUUCCCAGAGUGAGAAUGUUCCCGUUGUAAUAAUUCCUUGAUAGUAGCUGCUUUUGUUGUUCAAUUUGUUCUUUCUUUUAACUCUGAUCUUAUUUGCCUAAAGGUUAGGUAAUAAAACUUUAUAUACAUAGCUAGCAUUUUACCGCCGGGAAUUUUCCCCAAGUGGGAACAUUCCCAUGAACGAUACACCACUUGAGUUCCACCAUAGUUCCACUCUGGCCUCCCUGUGCAUGGAAGUACCUAAUAAAGGUAUGUGAUAAAAUGUAAAACAAAAGUAAUCGGCGCUGAACUAGAUCCCAAAUAGUAGUCGGUGUGUAAAUGAAGUAAACGAUAAAUAUGAAAUGUGUCGUUGUGACGUUGCUAUAAGACCCACUAAUUCUGCCCAUUCGACCGGUCAUCUGCUUAUUGACAAUAUGAUGAAAAA
Molecule: messenger RNA, 1690 nt
Organism: Pectinophora gossypiella (pink bollworm)
Lineage: Eukaryota; Metazoa; Arthropoda; Insecta; Lepidoptera; Gelechiidae
Product: mitochondrial uncoupling protein 4-like
Exons: 4
Coding region: 101-667 (188 amino acids)
Biological process (GO): response to cold
Source: RefSeq, a predicted model, not a curated record